UUGGAGUCUUUGGACCUCGGCGGUUUUGGAAUAUCUACAUGCUGAUCCUCUUUGUUGUGGCACAUCAGCUCGUUUGGGGAAACCAUCCGAAGACAGCAUGAUGUUUCUCGUUAUCUUGUAUUUCGCUUUGCCCUUAGUGGAUGUACUUUUGUCCGCAGAAGUGAGCGGGCUGCCUGGAGGGGACCGCCUCGACUGCGUGAAAGCCAGCGAUCAGUGUCUCAAGGAGCAGAGCUGUAGUACUAAAUACAGGACACUGAGGCAGUGUGUAGCCGGCAAAGAGAGCAACUUCAGCCGGGCGACGGGCCUGGAGGCAAAGGACGAAUGCAAAAGCGCCAUGGAAGCUCUCAAGCAGAAAUCUCUGUACAACUGCCGCUGUAAGAGGGGCAUGAAGAAGGAGAAAAACUGCCUGCGCAUUUACUGGAGCAUGUACCAGAGCUUACAGGGAAAUGACUUGCUUGAAGAUUCCCCUUAUGAGCCAGUUAACAGCAGACUAUCAGACAUAUUCAGGCUAGCACCAAUUGUAUCAGUGGAGCCAGUACUUUCAAAGGGGAACAAUUGCUUGGAUGCAGCAAAAGCUUGUAACCUAAAUGAUACCUGCAAGAGGUUCAGAUCUGCUUACAUAACCCCCUGCACCAGCAGCACGUCUAAUGAAAUCUGUAACAAGCGGAAGUGUCAUAAGGCCCUCCGGCUAUUUUUUGACAAAGUUCCCCCAAAGCACAGCUACGGGAUGCUCUUCUGCUCCUGUCGAGACGUAGCCUGUACAGAAAGGAGACGGCAGACUAUUGUUCCUGUGUGUUCAUAUGAGGACAGGGAGAAACCAAACUGCCUGAAUUUACAAGAAUCCUGCAAGAAGAAUUACAUCUGCAGAUCUCGCCUUGCAGAUUUCUUCACAAACUGCCAGCCUGAGUCACGGUCGGUUAGUAGCUGUCUGAAGGAGAACUAUGCUGACUGCCUCCUCGCUUACUCGGGGCUUAUUGGCACAGUGAUGACACCAAACUACAUAGACUCAAAUAGUCUCAGCGUUGCCCCAUGGUGUGACUGCAGCAACAGCGGUAAUGACAUAGAUGAAUGCCUGAAAUUUCUGAAUUUCUUCCAGGACAAUACAUGCCUUAAAAAUGCAAUUCAGGCCUUCGGCAAUGGUACUGAUGUGAAUGUGUGGCAGCCAAUCUUACCUGUACAGACCACUACAGCCACAACUACAACAGCUUCCAGACUUAAAAACACAGGUUCAGAGACCACCAACAAUGAAAUACCCACCCACAACGAUUCACCAGCAUGUGCAAACCUGCAGGCACAGAAGAAGCGGAAAUCCAAUGAAUCUGUAGAUACAGAGCUCUGUCUUAAUGAGAAUGCUAUUGGGAAAGACAACACAGCAGGAGUCUCCACCAGUCACAUAUCUUCGGAGAAUUCGCUCGCUCUUCCUACAAGCUUCUAUCUAAGCACACCGCUCACUCUGAUGACACUUGCACUCUCACUCUGUUCGUUCCUAAGCUCAUCAGUCGUCUUGUAGCUGCAUUA
Gymnogyps californianus (California condor) is the source of this 1518-nucleotide messenger RNA. RefSeq names its product GDNF family receptor alpha 1 (gene GFRA1). The transcript is spliced from 9 exons. Gene Ontology annotation, cellular component: external side of plasma membrane; signaling receptor complex. Gene Ontology annotation, biological process: nervous system development. Gene Ontology annotation, molecular function: signaling receptor activity. The record is from RefSeq and is a predicted model, not a curated record. Bases 98 to 1510 code for a protein of 470 amino acids. NCBI's taxonomy places the organism in Eukaryota, Metazoa, Chordata, Aves, Accipitriformes, Cathartidae.